ACAAGUGUUUUAAAUUGUAGUUGAUGUUUAUGUUGCUAUAGCAACGGUAUUAAAUAGAACCUAACAAAAAAGCAAUAUGGCGCUUUCCAAUAAAAAUGAUGAUAUUGACGAAUCUCUUCCAAAUGUGGAAUUAAUUUCAACUAUAGGAUUUCAAGGUAAUAUAAAACAUGGAUUGAUAGUUCAUCCGGAUAAAAUCCAUUUACUGUAUGGAUUAGGAAAUACUAUUGUGAUCAAGGAUAUUCUUCACAAGAAAGAAUGUUUUUUAAAUGGGCAUUCAAAUUCUAUUACCUGUUUGGCAGUAUCUAAGAAUGGGCAUUAUAUAGCAUCUGGCCAAGAAACUCUCAUGAAUUAUAAAACUUGUGUGAUACUUUGGGAUUUUCAUGAUAAAAAGGAAAUCGACAGAUAUACUAUUCACAGAGUAAAAGUCCUUUCAUUAUCUUUUUCUCCUAAUGAUCGCUAUCUUUUUUCCCUCGGUGGCGAAGACGAUGGAAAUAUCGUUUGUUACAACAUAGAAGAUAGAAAACUUUUGUGUGGUUUGCCUGCAACAACUGGUAAAGAAGGCAGAGCUAAUAUCCUGAAAUGCGGUAACAUAUUCGAUAAAGUAUUGGUUACAGGUGGAAGAGAAACGUUGAAAGUUUGGUAUUUAAAUAACUUUAAUAAGAAACUUAUUCCAGAAAGUGUUCGAAUGGGUUACAUCAAAAGAGAAAUCAUUUGCCUGGAGGUUAGAUUUUAAACUGUUUUCUUUAUU
This is a messenger RNA of Centruroides sculpturatus (bark scorpion), 748 nucleotides long. Its product is annotated as cilia- and flagella-associated protein 52-like. Bases 77 to 733 code for a protein of 218 amino acids. Gene Ontology annotation, molecular function: protein binding. The record is from RefSeq and is a predicted model, not a curated record. The transcript has 6 exons. NCBI's taxonomy places the organism in Eukaryota, Metazoa, Arthropoda, Arachnida, Scorpiones, Buthidae. Gene Ontology annotation, biological process: cilium assembly.